Messenger RNA from Pseudo-nitzschia multistriata, 1354 nucleotides. The record is from the annotation of a GenBank genome assembly. NCBI's taxonomy places the organism in Eukaryota, Bacillariophyta, Bacillariophyceae, Bacillariales, Bacillariaceae.
GGAGAAAUAMUGUGCUUUCAAAGCCCUAUUGGAAUUAGUUUAUUACCAUUUUAAAUUUGGCGUAGCCGAGCACACAAUGCGAUGUUAUAUAAAUUGCACUCUCCAUUUAGUGAUGUUCAUUGCUCUCCUUUGUGGGAGCCCGCCGAGAAAGCUAGGCAGAUCCGGUGACUGUACCGGGCUUGUAUUUUUUAUUGUUUUUUGGUGGGGUGCAAAGUGGUGCAUAGYAUAUUUUCAUUCCUGCCGACCACACGUGAAGUCGUGGCUUUUGUUGKGCGUCGUUUUGUCAUCGCUUUGCCAGUAUGAUUUGUGACAGUCUCUAGGGAAUGUUGAUCAGGCCGACUCCGCCGGCAUUUCUCUUGUACACAACGGAUGCCUUUCCCGUUUCUUCGUUCUUGAAGAUGAAAAAAUCGUGGUCGACGUAAUCCAGUGCGAAUACGGCCUCGUUGAUGGGGAUGGCAUUGUCKAGGUCGUAGCUGUUGACCUCCAUUAUGUUGGGCUUGUUGACGUCGAUAAAGUCCUGCUCGGCGUACAUGAGGUCCUCSACGAGGGCUUCGUCCUCAUCAGCGGUUUCUUCGAGCUCYAAUCUUUCGAGGGCGUCCAUCAGGUCUUGCCCCAUGCUGUUCCCGGCGUGGUAUCCCUCGUUCCGGCGGCUUCUGUAUUUCUGUAGCUUGGACUGCAGAGCCUUAGCGACUGCGUCAAUAGAUUCAUACAUGUCGGGGGUUUCUUCCUUGCAGUGGACGGUGAGGCCCUUMAGAGCAGUGGUGCAGUCCACUCUGUGACCGUUUUUGACCUACAGUGRAUAGAUAAUAUUGAAAAAUACGAUUGCAAAUGAGAAACCAGAAAGGUGAKUGAAAUCGACGACUCAUUUUUAAUUCGUUGUGACCGUAACAGAAUAGUAAGUGCGUCAUGUUGUGGACGCAACUCCAAAAUGAAUCAAAUACUACUAGAAAAGAAGAAGGCGCACAGGCAUUUGUUUUGUGACACAAUGAACAUUUUAUCGCAUUUGUUUUGUCUGAUACGUACCGCUGGGUUUUUACUGACAGAUAGAUGAACGUCACAUUCUCGGACGAUGCCUCCGCUGCCGAGCUUAUCGAGCAGACCGCCGAUUCGCUUCUGUGCGUACUCCUCGAGGGCAGGUGUCAGAUCGAUGUUGUUUCCCGUGAGGACCAGCUGGGCGACRCUGUCKACUUUUUCGGACAUAAAGACCGCCGUAGGAGUUCGUGUCGACGAYUGGGGGACGGUGGUGAAGGCAGAUGCCGACAGGGGGGCAAGAAGCAAUAGCAAAAGGGUAGURCUGUAGCGUGUCAUGGUGUMUAGUAGUAGUUUUUAAUUUGAAUAAAGGAUAUCAAGUCGG